Messenger RNA from Synchiropus splendidus (mandarinfish), 8143 nucleotides. It is a transcript of the gene ccdc88c, whose product is annotated as coiled-coil domain containing 88C. Gene Ontology annotation, cellular component: centrosome; cytoplasm. The transcript is spliced from 33 exons. Lineage: Eukaryota; Metazoa; Chordata; Actinopteri; Syngnathiformes; Callionymidae. The record is from RefSeq and is a predicted model, not a curated record. Bases 531 to 6302 code for a protein of 1923 amino acids. Gene Ontology annotation, biological process: cytoplasmic microtubule organization; cytoskeleton-dependent intracellular transport. Gene Ontology annotation, molecular function: microtubule binding; dynein light intermediate chain binding.
CCGGACAAGUUGGUGUUGAAGAAGAAAGAUGCAGCGCCAGCGUUAAACAGCAGCAACGCAGAUGUUUGAUAUUUUUUACAUGCGAAACUAAACAAAGCGGAGACAUUUGUUUAUCUCGCCUUCUCUGGAACAUUGUGCUGCUGGCAUUGUGGCCGUUGUAGUGUUUCCUUGGCAACGCGAGUUGGACAAAGUUAGGAGCAAGUGUUUUCCCCUCCGCUGGAAAGAAAGUGGACCUUCUCCCGCUGGGACCAACACAAGCGAGUUCGUGGCGUUUUGGACGUUGUUCGGAUCGUUUUGAGUCGUGGAUAUCCAUUUGUGGUUCUCCACUCGGUGAAGGUUUUCCAGCAUGCAUGGUGGGAAGCGGAACAGCGCGAGACAAUAGUGAGGAAAAGGGGGGAGUCGAUGCCUCGCGGCGCUUUGUCCUGUCCUGGUGAGACCGUCGCGAGGCCCCGACGUCAUCGUUCGAUUCUUUCCUGGAUUGAUGAUUGAUUCGUAACUAAUACGCGGACCUGGAACUGGUUCCAGCAGCUAUGGAUGUGACCCUGUCCGAGCUCUUGGCCUCUUUCCUGGAGUCUCCCCUGGUGGUCUGGGUGCGGACACUGGGGCCUCUAGGUCCAUCAUGUGACAAUGCGGGCCCAGAGGAGCGGGUCAGCAUGUUCAUGGAGCUGGUGGAUGGCGUGUUCCUGCACAAGAUCAUGACACAGAUUGACCCCAGCCAGGCCAACCAAAGGCUGAACAAGAAUGUCAACAAUGACGCCGCGCUUCGCCUUCACAACCUCACGGUCCUCCUCAGACAUAUCAGGGUCUAUUAUCUGGAGACUCUGCAACAGUUAAUAGUCAUGCCUCUUCCAAACAUCCUGUGCAUUGCUCGGGACCCAAUAUCAGCAACAAGCAUGGAGGAAUUGAAAAGGCUUUUGUUGUUGAUUCUCGGCUGUGCUGUCCAGUGUGAGCGCAAGGAGGAGAUGAUAGAGAAGAUCAAGCUGCUGGACAUUGAGAUCCAGGCAGCCAUCGUGUCGAACAUCCAAGAGGUGACCCACAACCAGCUGAAUGUUCUGGACCUCUCCUGGCUCGAUGAAAAACCAGGACUGGCUCAAGAAGAGCUGGAGCCUUUGUCACGCAGCAUGGCCACGUCCUUGCGGCAGCUUAUUGACCAGAGAGACAAGGCCAGCGAGGUGAUAGUGGAUUUGACACAAGAGCGCGACUAUCUCUCCAGUCUGCAUCCCCAGGAUGGAAGAAUGAACAACCAGGAGCAAAGAAAUAUCUCCAUAAAUAACGGGAUCCUAAACGGACCCAAGCUGACCAAAGAGGAGAAACAACACCUGUCUGUGGAGCUGGCAGACACCAAGGCCAAGCUGCGCCGAUACCGACAAGAACUGGAAGAGAAGAUCGAGCAGCUGAUGGAUUCCAAACAUGAGUCAGAGCGCCUUGAUCAGGAACUGCAGCGUUUAAGACAAGAGAACCAGGCACUGUCUUGUGAGGCACGCUCUGUCCGAGUAUACCGAGAUGAAGUGGACUCAUUGAGAGAAAAGGCCUCGCGUGUUGACCGGCUGGAGACUGAACUGACCAGAUGUAAAGAUAAACUCAACGAUGUCCACUUCUAUAAGACCAGAGUUGAGGAGCUUCGUGAGGACAACUUGACUCUAAUGGAGACAAAGGUCCUGUUGGAGGAGCAACUGUCGGCCUCCAGGGGGCGCUGCGAUAAACUGCACACACUGGAAAAGGAUAACCUGCUUCUGAGAGCAAAAAUACAGGACCUGGAAAUGGAAAGAGACAGUGAACGUCAGAGGCUUGAGGAGCUGGUGGAGGAGAACAUGCUGUUGGAGAUAGGACACAAACAGAGCAUGAAUGAAUCUGCACAUCUUGGCUGGGAGCUCGAACAGUUGUCCAAAAAUCAUGACAUCUCAAACUCUGGAACUCAAAAGUCCCUGGUCCAUGAGCUAAACGAGUGUGUUUCCAGCCGAGUGCUCAAGUUGGAAAAGGAAAACCGGGAGCUACAGUCUUCAAAUGAGGGUCUGAAAGAGGAAAAUCACAAACUUCAGGAGCAGCAGCUUCGUACGCAUGAGUUGGAAAGAGAGAAACAGGGCUUCAUCAAGAAGUUGGAACACCUACAAGGCCUACUGAACCAGGAGAGACAAACCAUGCAGGACAUGGAAUCUCUUGGAGAGGACCUUCUAAAAGAAAAACAGAUUCUGGAAAGAGAGCUGCAGACGCUGAGGGCUGAAAAGGACAAACAGAUUUCCACGUUGGAGAGUGAAAAGUCGCACCUUUCCGAGGCAGUGAUGUCACUACGUGAGCGUGCACAAUCUAACAGUGAGGCAAGGGUCCGUGAGGUGGAGGCAGAGAAUCUAAUCCUCCACCAGAACGUGACUGAAACCAGCUCACGACUGGCCAGUCUCGAGACUCAGCUCAAGCUGUCUAAUGAAGAGACCGAAAAGUUGAGAGAGCGGGCAGGAAGGUGUGAGGAAGCAGAGAGGGAGGUGGCCAGGCUUGAAAGGAAUAGGGAGGCUCUCAACAGAGAGGUGGAAUCGCUGCGUACUUGCAACGAGAGGACAGACAGUUUAGAGAAGCAACUAUCGUCGCUGGAGCAGGAGGUGCACAGAUUGAAGCGGGAGGCAGAGGUGGCUGAGGAGAGUCUCCACAAGCAGGAAACUGAAAGGGAACAACUGUCAAAAGAAAACUUGGAGCUCCGCUGCUCCUUGGAGUCCCAGCGCUCUCUGGCCGCCCGCUUAACAAGCCAGCAGGAGGAGUACAAGGAGCUUCAACGGGAGAUGCAAGAGAUGGAGAGACGGCUUGAAGUGGUGAAGGAGGAAGCUCAGGGAGAGAGGAGGAGGGUGGAGAGGAUGGAAGUAAAUGCUGCUGCUCUAAACCAGGAGAAGCAGCAGUUGGAGAAGGAGAUGGAGAGAAGCAAGAGGGAGCAAGUUGAGAUGGAGGAGGAAAGGCAGGAGAUGCAAAGUAGAGUGGAAGAACUGAAAAAAGUGAAGGAGGAACUAAGUGAGGAGCGGCACAGGAGAGAAGAAGUUGAGUGCGAGAGGAAGAAGCUACAGCUGGAGCUGAAUCAGUCUGAGAAUGGUCGGAAGCACAUGGAGAAGGAAAGCUGGAAGAUCAGAACUUUGCUGGAAGGAAAAGAGACCGAGGUGGAGGAGAAGAUCUCACAGCUGACUGUUGUAAAGAAGGAAGUCAUGACUUUGAAUAAAGAGGCAGAGAGACUCAGGGAUGUGGCAGUCAAAGCAAAACAGUUGGAGAGGGACAACAAGGAGCUUCAGAAACAAGCCACCAUCGACAAGAGAACUCUGGUGACAUUAAGAGAGGAUCUGGUGUCUGCAAAGUUAACCGUUCAGCAGCAGAGUGUGGAGCUGGAAAGACUCAAUGAAGAACUGGAGAAGGUCGGGUUGAACAAGGAGAAGCUGCUGCAGCAGGAACACACACUGGAAGACAGCAAGUACCGGCUGCUGGAGUCCAGACUGGAGGAGACGGUCCAGAAGACAAUGAAGGUUAAGGAGGAGAAAAUAUCCAGCCUGGAGAGGAAACUUGAGGAGAGCAAAGCAAACAACGAUGCGCUGCUGGCUGAGUUAGCCACUAUGAACCGCAAAGUGGCAGAAGGCCGAGUCAAUCUACAGAAGCAUUUAGGCGACGAUCGAGGACAGGUUUCGGCCACUGCUGAGCUGCUUCGCAUUAAAGACCAUCUCAUUGACUUGGAGAAGAGUAACUCGUCCCUGCAGACUGAGAGGAGUUUGUUGAAGGAACAAUUGAAGCAGUUGGAAAACCAGAACGCUGCUCUCAACGGCCAGAUAGUGUCACUGCAGUGCCACACCACGUCCCUGCAAGAACAGAACUCAGCGUUGCACACGCAGACAGCCAAACUGCAGGUUGAGAGCUCCACGCUGUCCUCAGAGAGCGCUUCUUUAAUGGCCCAGAAUGCCGUGCUGCAGGGACAAGUCACUGCCUUGGAAACAGAGGUGGAGUCGUGGCAGCGGCAGCGCGAAGAGGCGUGGCGUGGGCGUGAGAGCGUGCUCAGUGACCACGAGCGCCUGUUGAACGUUCACGAGCGGCAAGCACACGAGUAUGAGCAGCUCAUCACUCAUCACACUGCACUGAAACGGAAGCAGAGGGCGCUGGAGACUGAGCAUCGAACACUUCACAGCCAAUAUUGCUCUUUGAUGCAGCAGAAAGUUAAAUGGGAGGAAGGUCAGAAGGAGAACGAGGACCUUCAGCAGGAGCAUCAGAAGAAUCGUUUACUACAGCAGGAGAACCUUCAGCUGAAGUCAGAGGUGGACAGGUUGACGCAAAGCCAGUCCCAGCAGGUGGAGCAGCAGGAGGGCUUCCAGCAGCGCAUUAAUGACCUCAAAAGCUCUUUAAGUGCAGCCCAGCUCGAAGUGAGUCGCUGGAUGACUCGAUACGAUACCCUGACGGAGCAACACCAGGGUCUGGACUUGACCAUGACCAAGCUAGACAACCACUGUGAGCUUUUAAGUCGACUCAAAGGAAACCUAGAGGAGGAAAACCACCACCUCCUAAGUCAGAUCAACCUGCUGAGUCAGCAGAAUCACACUUUACUGGAGAGAAGCAUGGAGAGCAAAGAGCACUAUCACCAAGAACAGAAACUCUACAUUGACAAGCUGAAUGCACUUCGUCGCCAGAAAGAGAAACUAGAGGAGAAGAUAAUGGAUCAGUACAAGUUUUACGAACCCACUCCAAAGAAGAGGAGUCAGUGGUCUGGUGCCAAAGCCUUAGCCAAACUCAUCAAACCUCGAAAAGAGAGCAGCAGGGAGAGAGGGGGCGAUGCAGACAAGGAGAAGGCUAAAGAUAAAGAACGGACGAGGAGCGCCCCGGACAUCCCUCUGCCAUCGCCACCCCCACUCCUCCCCCCUGAGACUCCACCCCCAGUGCCAGUCAGAAUGGGCAGCGACUCACAGCAGUCGAAUGGCCACGCCCAGGGUCAACACAGCGUCCAUAGCAGCAGCCCCAGCCUGGGACCCCGAAGUCCAGCUCUGACACCUGUCGGCAGAGGUUUCAAGGAUAAGAACCACAGCAUGUAUCGCAGUAGUACUCCAGGGGGCAGCAGCGAGAGUGUGAACGGAGAGGAUGCGAAAGGACAAACUGCUCUGAGCUCCACCCCGAACCACCAGACGUCCUCAAUGGGACUCAGCAGCAUCUCUGGCUCGAGACAAGCACGGCGACCUAGAGGUUUUUUGUUUGACGAAGACGCUCAUGACUCCGUCUUUGGUCACCAUGGCAACAACGGCGCUCGUCCAGGAUCAGCAGACUACAGUCGCAACACGUCGAGCUCCAACUCGCCUGUUAAUUGCAAAGAUGCGUCCGACUGCCAGAUUCGAUCAGGAAGCCUCUCCAGCGAUGAUGUCAUGGGUCUGACCCAGUCGCAGCUCAACCUCUCACGGAGCGCCACCCUUCCGUAUGACCACGCGCCCCAGAGAGCCCAACCGCAGCGCGGCGGCAUGGUCAAGAGUAAAACCAGGCCUUCCUCUCCUGGAAGUGAGAUGGUGACGCUGGAGCAGUUUCUACAGGAGAGCAAUCUGAAGUCGCCUCCGAUGGUGUCGACGGGAAGCAGAGAGGACUUAACAACUGACUACUUCUCGAGAGGUCCUGUCUCCCCAGCUCCUGCUGGCAGAAACCAAGGCACCCCGACCAGCUACGUCACGCCGACCGUUCAACCUUCGAAUCAGAGACCGGGACAGAGCGUGAAGCCAUCUCCUCGCCAGCCUGUCGGUCAGUCACCAGCGCCUGGGCGGCCGGUCACCCAGAGAGCCAACCAGUCACUGAGUCGGACCUUCAGCCUGGCUUCGGCUGAUCUGCUCCGGUCAAACGGGCCGGACAGCUUCCGCGGACAUGAAGGGUCGCCUAAACAGUCUGAGGUGGUGGUCCGGCGUCAGGGAGGGUUAGCUAAUGGAAGAGAGAGGCCGCUCUCCGCUCGCCUGCCUGGCUCGACCAGUCAGCAUGGAGACGGCAGCUACCUGAACUCUCCCAUCCAUCAUUCCAGCUCUCUCAACCUGCAGGCGGAGCGACCGCCCGGCCGAGAGCCGAACCCCGCCCCGCAGAGCAGCGCCACCUCUCAUCACAGAGGAGAGAUUGCCAUGGUAACACCGGUGAGGGCUGCGCCCUCCACUCGGAUCGACAACGGCAUGGAACACAGCGAGGCGCUACGAGAAGGCAGGUCAGGAGUUCAGUCCCACCUGAAGAGCGAGGGAGAGAGGAGUGGCUCGGUGGAGCGUCCGAAAAGCACACCAGCGUCGCCCGACCCGAACAAUGACCCGCAGACGGUGUGGUACGAGUACGGCUGUGUGUGAGCUGCAUCUGCGGAGAGCCUGAGGGUGUUGCUCCACACUGCAGUGCUCUGGUUCCUGGAGUCCAAGAACACUGACUACUUGAUCAAAAUGUCUAUUUUGUGAGCUGGUCCUGGAGGAUUGUGCUACCCGACUGCAUCAUACUGUCUUCUGUUUGCGAAUCACUGAAGGAACACAACAUUUGACAUUUUCCUGACGCUUAAAUGCUGCAGGAGCAAGUGACUGAAGUGGAAGAACUGGAGCUCAGUCCGUGACCCCUCGAAAUGAAUCCGGAAGUUUGAAUGUAUCACACCUCUCUCCAUCCCUGACGACAAACACUGGAAAUGACCACAGUAGGGUGGACGGAGAGGGCGUGUGGGGGUGGCAGCGGUGAAGAAGCGAGAAGAUCGGGUCGACCUAUAUCGAGAAGUCAACAAAGCGAGAUUGAAGGGCUCCUCCCUGUUAAAUUACAGUCUCUUCCCCAUCUUAGCUUUCUUUCCCAGCAAGCAACACUGUGACACUUUACUGGACCCAACUGCAGGUUCACUCGCGUUCGCGCGUGAAUAUUCUCCGACGCACGGUGUGUCUUACUAACUCUGGGGUUUCACAAGCAGGACGCGUGUAGACCGGUUGACGGCCUUGAGUGUGACUUUUUAAUCCUUACUCACUCAAAUAUGAGGAGAAAAAAGGCAUGAAGCUUCUUUCCAAAAUCAUGCAAAAAUAAGACUGCACUCAUCCAUAAGGAAAUGGUCACAUCAUACAGUGAUUCAAUACAUAUGUUAGGCUGCUUUCGAAAUCUCAAAUUCUAUUUCAAGUGAGGAGAGCAACCGGAAAACUGUCGGCUUUCAGACCCCUCGCCCCCGUGUCCAAGUAACACCAGCGUGUUGCGCCCUCCACCCAAAAGAAUUCAUGAAACAUUGGAGGGAAAACAUGAAGGUGUAAAUAUGAACUUUUUUUAUGCAAUACAUUAAAUUAUUGACCUGCACAUGUUCGACUUUUAUAAAGAUUUGGGAUACCUGCUCGAAAAAAACCUGAUCUACCAAAGUGAAAUGAAACUGUAAAAUUCACUGGAAAUUAUCAACUUUUGUAGUUUUUACGGGUUUAAUACUGUAGUGUGGCGUGUAGUGCGAGUGGAAGUGUGCUGCUGUUGUCAUUGGCUUUGUCAAUCUAUCCCCAAUUUCCUGUUUAAAUUAACACAAGUGUCUGUUUCGGGGGGGGUUAUCUCCUGCAUCCACACACAGCUUCAGAUGAAACAGCACAUGUAUUUUUAGAGCUUUUUCUAACUCUCUCUGGAGCUGCCGGUUGGUUUGGCAGGAUGUGAAACUGCACAUAGUAGAUUCAUGUUUAAAUAACUGACAUUAUCUUCAGCGACUGAAACAACUUUAUUCCUGUGGUUGAUGCCAUGUUUCGUAGGCUGCUAGACUCAGUAGAAACAGGAGGUAAUUCUUUUAAAAAGCUUAAGAAAUAAAAGGUUUUUAAAUAUCGCUUGUGCUGUUUUUCUUUUAUUAAACAGUGAUUUGUUGUUUUUAUUUCAGUCAAAAUUGCUCUGAACGUUCAAUGGAAUUUUUAAAAAUGCUUCUUUUAAAACGAUUUUAUCUUUCAAAUGUUCCGUCAUGACUUGUUGACCAUGAUGUCACUGUCGUUGCUAGAGUUGAUAGGCAGGAGAUCCGAGUGAUGAACAGAGGCACGCUCCGGAGAAGUUGUGUGCGUCAGAGGGUGAGGACUGGAGAGCAAGAGCAAGAGAGAGAGAGAGAGAGAGGGAGCCACCACCACUUUCUUCUUCACGCAGGAGCGCAUCGGAAUUUACGAGGUGAGAUGCUGCAGCUGAGCCUCCGUCUGAAGGUCGAGUGGGAGUUGUGAGCGUG